AUGGCCUCCACGACAAACACCUCACUGCCCGCCGAGGGACCCAAACCCGUCAAUGCGCCCCCCAAGACUAUCGGGGACUACGACGGACUCGCACGCCCACCACACCUAUCGCGGCUCCCCUCCAAAGCCACACAACACACAAAAGUCGAGCCGCUCAGCAUCAAAGUCGAAGACGGUGCAGACGGUUCCGUGGCCGGCUUCCUCCACCUGCCCCCUAACUUCGCAUCCCCAACGCCAGAAACGCACCACCGCACAGCAGCCAUCCUCCUCUCCGGCGCCGGCGGAGGCGUCACCGGCCCCAGCUCCAUCUACCUCAGUCUAGCAGCCAAGCUAGCCGCCCUCGGCCCCGGGAUCCCAGCCCUAUGCCUCGACUACCGGUACCCGGCGCGCAACCGCUACUGCGUGCGCGACGUCAAGGCCGCCAUGGAUUAUCUGCAGGCCACGUACGGACUGGACCACUUCGUGCUCGUCGGCUGGUCCUUCGGCGGUGCACCGGUAUUCACGGUCGGCGGCAGCAACGAGCGCGUCGUCGGGUGCGCGACCGUGGCGAGCCAGACGGCCGAGACGGAGGGGAUCCGAAGGCUGGCGCCGCGGCCGGUGCUGCUGCUGCAUGGGACGGCGGAAGUGAAGCUGAGUCAGGCAUGCUCGCAGCGGCUGUAUGCGCAGUAUGGGACCGAGGGGAACAGGCAGCUAAGGUUGUUCGAUGGGGAUAAUCAUGCGCUGAGCGUGAAUGCGCCGGUCGCGGAGACUAUGUUGCUGGAGUUUACUGUGAACUGUGCGGGCUUGCGCGUCGAUGGGGAGGAGGAGAAGGCUGUUGUUGAUCCGGAGCUUGUGGAGGAUAGCGAGAGGAUGGCGUUGAUGCGGAAAGGUGGUGAUUCGAGGGCUCCGGAGAGUAUGGAGUAG
Anthostomella pinea is the source of this 903-nucleotide messenger RNA. Lineage: Eukaryota; Fungi; Ascomycota; Sordariomycetes; Xylariales; Xylariaceae. The record is from the annotation of a GenBank genome assembly.